This is a messenger RNA of Zymoseptoria tritici IPO323, 1989 nucleotides long. RefSeq lists its product as uncharacterized. The transcript has a single exon. NCBI's taxonomy places the organism in Eukaryota, Fungi, Ascomycota, Dothideomycetes, Mycosphaerellales, Mycosphaerellaceae. The record is from RefSeq and is a predicted model, not a curated record. The coding region runs from base 380 to 1864 and encodes 494 amino acids.
GGUGCAGUCUGUUCGGCCGUCUUCCGGCGCAUUCAUUGCACUGAAUACCCAGCUGUCCAACACAAACCUCGACUUCGUGCCACCAAAUAACAAGAUCCGCAGAGCAAUGAAUCAUUGCAUUGACAACAUACUCGACACCGACCACGACAUCGCCGAACACUGAACAUUCAAACACUGUGACAACAUCCGCGAUCAUGGCAUCUCGCCAGUAGAGAAAACAUGGCCCUCUCCACAAGAUCGCGCAGUUCCACGAACCUGCAGUCGCCCGAUAUUCCGAGUCAUAGUCGCACGCGAGCCACGAUAGCACAGCCCGGUUGAAGCCACUCAUCUUCGAGAUCACGGUCCAAUACCAAAGAUUUCACCACAUCCACCAGUAGCCAUGUCGGAGCAGCAAAAGCCAGAGCAGAAGCCCGCCGCGGCAGCCACACCCGCAGCUGCAGCUGCGUCUACGUCUACAGAGGAAAAGAUUUCUCCUGCGGAAGCAAAGAAGAGGGCGAAAGCUGAAAAGCAGGCAAGGAGGGCGGCGGAAAAGGAAGAGAAAGGCCUACCAGCUGUGACAGCGCCGCUUCCGAGCGCCCCAAGCGCCGCGAACGGCGAGGUCAAGGGAGGUCAGCAAAAGAAGGCCGGAACUCCAAAGCAGAACGAUACUGGAAAGAAGCCCAGUGGUGCACAAGCAGGCUCACUGCCGGUCCGCGCGCGCAGAGCGUCACAACCAGCCAGUAGUGCUACGCCGCCUAAGCUUGCAGUGAAGAAAGCGGAGAACAAACAAGUCGAGCUCUUUUCACAUCUGUACACGCAGCCACGCCGGCAGAAUCUCGAAAAUGUUCCGAAAGAUGUCCAUCCUGCGGUUCUCGCCCUGGGCCUACAGAUCUCCUCGUACGAAAUCUGCGGCUCUUCAGCCCGUUGCGUGGCCAUGCUGCAAGCCUUCAAGGACGCCAUCCAGACAUAUACCACGCCGGUCGGAACAUCACUCGCUCGGCAUCUCACGUCUCACUACCUCUCCCCACAAAUCGACUUCCUCAAGUCCUGCCGCCCCAUCUCCGAGUCUAUGGGCAAUGCGAUCCGAUGGCUAAAGAAGCUCAUCGUUGAGAUCGAUCCAGCCACGCCCGAACAAGAAGCGAAAGACUACCUCUCCGAAUCAAUCGACAAAUUCAUUCAGGAACGCAUCACCGUCACCGAUCAAGCCAUCGCUGCAUCCGCUUCCUCGCUAAUCAAGUCAGGCUCCGUUGUACUCACCUAUGCCAAAUCUGCAAUCGUGGAGAAGACCAUUCUACAGGCUCACGCGGACGGGACUUCUUUCCGCGUCCUCGUUGUCGAUUCUCGUCCUUUGUACGAAGGCAAGAACCUCGCCCACACCUUGAUGAAUGCUGGCGUGCAGGUCGAGUAUCUGCCAUUUUCGGGUAUUGCGCACGCCGUCAAGGACGCAACUUUGGUCUUACUCGGCGCACACUCGAUGUUGUCGAAUGGCCGACUUAUGUCGCGUGUCGGGACGGCGAGUGUGGCGAUUGCGGCGCAUAAAGCCGAUGUCCCGGUCAUUGUAUGCUGCGAGUCCGUCAAGUUUAGCGGCAAGGUCGCGCUGGAUAGUAUUGUGCUCAACGAAGUGGCGCCGGCGGAGGAGCUUCUUCUCGCACCCUCACUAGCUCCGACUCCAGCUACGGAACCCGGAAAGAAAGACGACACCGACGGCGAGGAGAAGACGAGAAAGACGUUGCAUGAUUGGAAGGACAUUCCGAAUCUGAGAAUCUUGAAUCUCAUGUACGAUGUUACGCCGGCUGAAUGUUUGCGCAUGGUUAUCUGCGAGUAUGGCAACGUGCCUCCGAGUUCAGUGCCGGUUGUGCAUCGCUUGGCAAAUGAGGGCAUGUAAUGGAGGAGAUCGGGCUAGGUUUGGAAGCAUGUAUGAUCUGAAGAAUGAAAGUGGGAGAACAAUGCCGGUCUUCAAAUUCCUGAAGCACUCCGGCCACGAAUCGCUGAAUUGAAUCUACAUUGGUU